Messenger RNA from Spinacia oleracea (spinach), 1919 nucleotides. RefSeq names its product protein WALLS ARE THIN 1. Lineage: Eukaryota; Viridiplantae; Streptophyta; Magnoliopsida; Caryophyllales; Amaranthaceae. The record is from RefSeq and is a predicted model, not a curated record. Gene Ontology annotation, molecular function: transmembrane transporter activity. The coding region runs from base 399 to 1532 and encodes 377 amino acids. Gene Ontology annotation, cellular component: membrane. The transcript is spliced from 6 exons.
UAUUCGCAUGCCUCCAAACAGAACCUUGUUCCUUAUUGCAAUUAGAGAGGGACUGUCUUUUCAGCUUAGCAACACCAGGAGAGAGAGAGAGAGAGACUGUCUUUUCAGCUUAGCAACACCAGGAGAGAGAGAGAGAGAGAGAGAGAGAGAGAGAAUAACUAGACUAGCACGAAAGGAUAUAUGUAAUAUGUGGAAGACAACCAAAUAAAAUUGUUAAUUGUGGGCCAUGGAGUUAUAGCAUUGAUAUAGGGACCCAAUGACAGGCCUUGUAUUCUUAUAUUUAUAGUCCACAACUUUGGUCCAAAACUCUCAACAUCUCCUUCAAUUCAUUUCCCUCUCAUUAUUUUCUUCAAUUCCCUUAUAUCUAAUUCUUAAACUAGUGGUUUGGUAAAGGUAGAAUGGGGGAUAAUGGUGGCGGUGAGUCAAAGAGGAUGUGGUGUUGGAUGCCUGAAAAGUUCCAGCUGCAUGCUGCUAUGCUGGCGUUGCAGUUUGGGUAUGCUGGGUUUCAUGUGGUUUCUAGAGCUGCACUAAAUAUGGGAGUAAGCAAGCUUGUCUUCCCUGUUUAUAGGAAUGUCAUCGCUUUGCUUCUCCUCCUUCCUUUUGCCUACUUCCUUGAAAAGAAGGAGAGGCCUGCUAUUACUUUUUCGUUCAUGGUUCAGUUCUUCCUACUGGCACUUAUCGGAAUAACAGCAAACCAAGGAUUCUACUUGCUGGGUUUGGACAAUACUUCUCCCACCUUUGCCUCGGCUGUUCAGAAUUCUGUCCCAGCUCUCACCUUCCUCAUGGCUGCACUUCUCAGGAUAGAAAAGGUUAGACUAGACAGAAAGGAUGGUAUUGCGAAGGUGGUAGGAACAGCAUGCUGUGUAGCAGGGGCCACAAUUAUAACAUUAUACCAAGGCCCAGUGAUAUACACCCCCACCAAACAAUUACAAGACUCCACGCCGAUGCUUCUUUCAUUAGGAGAUGCAAACGGAAAGAGCUGGACAUUAGGCUGCAUCUUCCUCAUUGGACACUGCCUUUCAUGGUCUGGUUGGCUUGUUUUGCAGGCACCCGUUCUCAAAAAGUAUCCAGCUCGACUCUCAGUCACCUCCUACACUUGCUUCUUUGGUUUGAUACAGUUUAUGGUUAUUGCUGCUAUUUUUGAGAGGGACUUUGACGCUUGGAAGUUUCAUUCAGGUGGUGAAGUUUUCACUAUCAUGUAUGCGGGAGUGGUAGCAUCAGGGAUUGCUUUCGCAGUGCAGAUAUGGUGCAUUGAUAGGGGAGGCCCAGUGUUUGUAGCAGUUUAUCAACCUGUUCAAACUUUGGUUGUCGCUAUUGUGGCCUCCAUUGCUUUGGGAGAGCAAUUCUACUUGGGAGGGAUCCUUGGGGCAAUAUUGAUCAUAGCGGGAUUAUACCAAGUGUUGUGGGGUAAGAGUGAGGAGGCAAAGUUCAACAAGGCUGCAAUUCAGUCUCCAGCAGAACACGGAAACAGAACAUCAACCCAAGCAAAGUCCCUUAUCCAACCACUCCUUCCCCCAUCAGAAAACGUUUAGUAGGAAGUUCAAAUUUGCAAACAAGCAAACUACUACUACUACUACUACUACUACUACUACUACUACUGCGUCAACAGACUUUGUUUUUUUUUUGGGUGCAGUGUGUGUAUCAAGUUUUCAUUCAGUUAGUGUCCUCUCACUAGGAGAUGGGCUAAAGGGAGUCAAAAAACAAGGAUUAGGUAUUAUUAGGGAACACUGUCAUCAUUUUUACUCUCUCUUUAUUAAGGUGUGACACCCCCACCCACUCCAAAGCUUUACAUCCUAAUUAAUGGUUUCAUUUACAAACAAACUAAAUGUUUUUUCAACCAAUAUCUUGUGAUUUGUGGCGUGCCAGAUCAAUUUCCACUCUUUAACACUAUUCUGAAAUGGAAAUGCAUAUUCAUCUUU